Mercurialis annua (annual mercury) is the source of this 1030-nucleotide messenger RNA. Its product is annotated as dirigent protein 10-like. Lineage: Eukaryota; Viridiplantae; Streptophyta; Magnoliopsida; Malpighiales; Euphorbiaceae. Bases 77 to 943 code for a protein of 288 amino acids. The record is from RefSeq and is a predicted model, not a curated record. The transcript has a single exon.
UGCAUAACCAGAAACACAAAAGAAAUCUAGCAAUUCUUAACUCUGUUAUCUCAUUCUUCCCACUGCAAUUUAUCAAAUGGAAAACAACAAAUUUCUAGCCUAUUUUCUCUUCAUUUCCCUCACCAUUGCCUUAACAACCGCUUCCCGGAUGCUCGACGAGGAUCCCGAGGCUCCGGUGGUGCCACCAGAGCCAUUCCCCACACCAGUAGCAUCCACGCAGCCGGGUGUUUCUGCAGGCACGGGUUCCACGCCAACGGUUAACUCUGAUGGUCAUACCUUAACCUUUUUCAUGCACGAUAUUCUUGGAGGGUCAAACCCUACAGCUCGAGCUGUAACAGGCAUUGUCAGCAACCCGGCAGUCAACGGUCAAGUUCCGUUCGCCAAACCCAACGGUGCAGUCCUCCCGGUUAGCAACGGGGUGCCUCAAAACAACAACAACAACGGACUUAUUAAUAACAAUAACCUACCUUUCCUCACAGGCCUAAGUGGUACCACAGCAAAUGUUGUGUCACAAAAUAAUGGUAAUAAUAAUAACGGAUUUAAUUUCCCGGUCGUUAGCGGAGACAGCCUUCCGUCAACUCCUCAACAGCUCAUGUUCGGAACCAUGACCGUGAUCGAUGAUGAACUAACCGAAGGGCACGAUUUAAGGUCACAAUUUGUUGGCAGGGCACAGGGGUUUUACAUAGCUAGUUCUGUUGAUGGUACUAGUCAAACUAUGGCAUUUACAGUUAUGUUCCAAAACAGUCAUUAUGAAGAUAGUCUUAGCUUUUUCGGGGUUCAUCGGACCGCCGUGUCGGAAUCUCAGCUUGCUAUUAUGGGCGGCACCGGAAAAUAUGUGAAUGCUCAGGGAUUUGCCAUUGUUAAGACGUUCCCGGCUACUAAUCAGCAUGAGACUGAUGGUAUAGAGACUCUGCUUGAGUUUAGUGUCUAUGUUACAUACUAAAUGUUUGUGUUUGAUAUUUUAAGUUGUCUUGAGUAUGUUGUAAUGUGUGCUUGUUUUUGAAAUUUCAGUUUGUUUGUUUUUCAUGAA